Polypterus senegalus (gray bichir) is the source of this 3314-nucleotide messenger RNA. RefSeq names its product BRO1 domain and CAAX motif containing (gene brox). The transcript is spliced from 13 exons. Bases 146 to 1381 code for a protein of 411 amino acids. The record is from RefSeq and is a predicted model, not a curated record. Lineage: Eukaryota; Metazoa; Chordata; Cladistia; Polypteriformes; Polypteridae.
CGACAGAAAAGACCGCAGCGACCUCCUUCUGCUAAGGAAUACCGGAAACUGGUCGGUUAUAUGCAUCGACUUCCUUGACAGAUCGGCGAGAGGAAAGCUGGCUGGAAACCCAUUUGAAGGGCAGGAUUCCACCCACUCUUCUACAAUGACACACUGGUUUCACAGAAAUCCUUUGAAAGCUACAGCUCCUGUUUCUUUCAGUUUUUAUGGAGUGGCAUCAAGCACUGGAGCAAAUAAAAUCUGCAAUGACCUAAAGGCAUCUCGGGCACGUCUACUGGAACUGUUCACAGAUGUCACAUGUAAUGCAGACAUGAUGAAAAAUGCAACUGACGCAUACUUCUCACUUCUUCAAGGCUUCAUAAAUUCGCUUGAUGGUACAACUCAGGAGAAUAAGUUGCGCUUCAUUCAGAAUUUUAAAUGGACAGACACUUUACAAGGAAAUUCUACAAGUGCUCAGCAAGAUGCAAUUUUUGAGUUGGCUUCAAUGGGAUUUAAUGUUGCUCUGUGGUUUACAAAAUUUGCUUCAAGGCUGGCAGGAAAAGAGGACAUUACAGAAAGUGAAGCAAAAGAUGUCCAUAGAAGCUUAAAAACUGCAGCAGGAAUCUUCAAGCAUGUAAAGGAAAUCCAAGUGCCUCGCCUAAUAACACCUGCCGAGAAAGGGAGAGAUCUUGAAGCCCGUGUAAUAGACACAUACAUUGUGCAGUGCCAAGCAGAGGCACAGGAAGUGACAAUUGCAAGAGCCAUUGAAUUGAAGCAUAAUGCAAGUUUAAUUGCAGCUUUGGCGUUUGAAACGGCUAAUUUCUACCAUAAGGCAGAUCACACUCUUACUUCCCUGGAACCAGAAUACACUACCAAGUGGAGAAAAUAUCUGCAGCUUAAACAGUGCUUCUAUAUGGCAUAUGCUUACUGCUUUCACGGACAAACCCUUCUAGGAAGUGACAAAUGUGGAGAAGCUAUCCGGUCUCUGCAAGAAGCCGAAAAAUUUUAUAACAAAGCAGAAGGUCUCUGCAAAGAAUAUCAACAAACUAAAGGACCAGGAAGCACUGCAAAGCCUUCUGAGCAGCUGUUCUUCAGGAAGUUAGGGACGUCUGUUAGAAAUACAUUGGAAAAAUGUCAGAGAGAAAAUGGCUUCAUUUACUUUCAGAAGGUUCCCCCAGAAGCUCCACAGUUAGAACUAAAAGCCAAUUACGGGCUAGUUGAACCAGUUCCUUUUGAACUUCCUGCACUCAGCUCCCAGUGGACUCCAGAAGUUUACACAACCUUUGAUCUUACAAAGGGUCCAAAGGAUGACAAGGCAAAGGCAAAACCAGAAGAAGAAGUCAAGCCAAUGAAGGAACCAGAUAUAAAGCCACAGAAAGACACCGGAUGCCUUAUUUCGUAAUCUUCAAGUACAUUUUACAUGACUGUCAGCAUACUACUAUGUUAAAGAAAUUAAUGCUAUUAAAUGUAUAAUAUGGAAAUUGUAAUGUAUAGCUAAACAUUUGAUCUUUUGCUGCAGUGCAGUUUUUCAGUUGUUGUUCUCGAUUGACUUGGUAAUGAAGAUAAACGUUGGGAGUUUGAGGCUAAGUAUGAAAUCUGAUGGGAGAUGCAGUAGCCAUUUACACGCUGAUUGUAUCGAGAGUGUUGAAGAGUUUUCAAGAACAUCAUUAUACUGUAUAUUAGGAAGAUCCAGAAAAGCUUACUUUGAAAUAUUGUAUAAUAACAGAUGAUUUGUUCCCACAGAAACGAAAACAUUAGGAAGUUCACAUGACCCCCGUUUCAAAAAGAAGAAAUACGUUUAAAGCUUAGCCUUCCCGGUGCAGGAACGCUAUUCUCUGGUGAUUAUAUAUCAAUAAAUGUUGCAUUCAUUUGAAAAUAUGGAAAUAGUAAAUUUUAAAAUCUCCUAUAUUUGGGUAUCGUCAUCUGCUCGGGUUUUUAAGGAGUACUGAUACUCCUGUUAUGGUAACGGCAGACACUUGAAUCAUUUUCGUUUUCAUGAAGUAUCUUUUCGCUUGAAUAUGAAUACAUUAACGAACGUAUUUUUUUUGUUGACGGACUUCAGCUCCCGUUUUUAAAUACUGAACGUAUCCUCUCCAUGUUUAUGGUCUUACAGCCCACUGACACUCCUGCUGUUUUUGCUUAAUCAGCUGUGUCACUCCCUCUUAUAUUUCUAUUCAUUUUUGUUUGUUUGUGUUGGAAUGUUGAGUUUUCCUCCAAUAAUCUGUUUCAUUCUGGAGCUGCCGCCCAUCGUUGCACCACAGACACUGCUGUAGCGCUCUGCAGCCCAGGGGCGUGAAUUGAUCCUCCUUUGUCUGGCUGCUACUCUGAAGUAUACGUCCGAGGCCUUUAACGAGCCACUUGAAGGGGUCCCGGCGGUCUUUCACUACAGCCAGUGAGGUUUGAAUUGCUUCUAAAUGACUUUCUCGCUUUCACGGAGGGUCCUUUACUGUUCGUUUGUCACAACAGAUCAAGCCUGAGAAAUUAUUACCUUAAGUAUUUCUUUGAAAGAUUGUAGUUACAUGUGAACAGUAGACUUGUUAAUGACAUCGUAUUGCAUAAAGUAUUCGAGAUUACGAUACAGAUGUGUGCAUUAAAAAUGUAGCUUACCUUUGGGGGACAAUAGAAAUUGCACACCUGUUUAAGUAACACAAGUGAUGACAAAACUCCUCUGCCCUCAGAAUAUUUCCUCUGUGGUGGCGCAGAACUCCCAGAAUCAAGUAGAAGGACCUCAGUGUGGGGACAAGAGGUUGCGUUGCUAAUUUGUCUGCGUUUCACUCUGCUCCGUUGGCUUGUACUCGAGUAAGCGGCCUUGAUGCUUUACCCGUGUGUGUAGAGUGAGUGUUCGGCGGUUUUGUCGUACAGUAGAAUCUGCACUGUUAACGUUGUUCCACAAGUCACAUUGCUGGAUUUACUUCCAUGGAUAAGUCCAAAAAUGGACAAGGGACUCCACACCCAACUCUCCUUUGACAGCAAAAUUUUGUAAUCCACUUGGGGGGGUCCUUGCCUUGAAGACACAUCUGAAAUAGCGGGGCCAAACGCUCAAGCCCGUCAUCUUCUUUUGAGCGCAUGCCUUAUGUAAAAUGGCAAAUUAAGGGUAGCGUGUAGACGGCAACCUUCAGUUUAUUUUUUUUUCCUGUAUAUUAAGAAUCAUAUUGCAAAAUAUUCCUCUUGAGAUUUCCUUACUCUUUUUUUAGUUUAUAUAUGCAUUCUCACACAGUGCACUUUAUUAGAUGCUUUUAUAUUUUGUAUUUUCUGUUGGUCACCUUUCGAUUCCAUUCAUUUGAACAUUUCUGUACUGUAAAUGGGGGACUAAAUAUAAAGAAAUAUGUCCACGA